AUGUCACCAUCCCCUCGGUCGGCAGACACCACACCCACCACUGCCGGAGGACGAAUUCCUCAUCCUCAACCGUCUGGUGGAAGCGCAGAAUCCUCGCGACCGAGCACCGCGAGUCUGGUUCGGACGGAGCCUUAUGGCGGCUAUGGUGGCAUCGCUCCAGCCCGAGCUGUGCCGGACCUGGGUCUGGGAAUCUCGUCUCGUCGACAUUCGGCCGAGUCCAACGUCCAGACUCCGUCUCGAGCCUUGGGCGUCCACAGCAUUCUAAACCCUGCGGCAGAGCUUGAAGACACAUCCUCUCCCGAUGUCCGAUUCGCCCCUCAGCACGCCAUGAGCCUCAGCCAAACUCUCGUAGCCGCGCCGACCGAGUCCCCGCGCAGUCGAAAACGCGCAGACCCAAGGUCACCUCCCCGAGAAUUCGAGCCGGGUUCCGGACGCAUGGGCAGGCGUGUGCUGACCCCGAAAUCACCGGGUUUGCGGGCAGCGAGUUUGGGAACGAGAAGAAACCCGGCCUUUCACUCCUCUAUCCAGCCGUUACCACCCCCAGCAGGCACCAGUAGCCGCCUCUACACAGCCGAACCAGGCCAGUACCAGACAUCGGAGAUUCCGCCCCUUCCUCCUCUAUCACUUGCGACCGGUGCACCUUUGAGUGGCAUUGUACCACCCGAAGCAGGACAGCCUCGCUCAGCACACGUCCAGGAAAGCCCUGUCGCCCGUGGAGCCGAGCCAGCAUCCACCUCUCAGACUGAGCGAUCUUCAACAGUGCAGCCUCCAUAUAGCAACAUCGACCGUGGUUCGCCAGGGUAUCGAUAUAGUGUGUCCAAGCCGCCACCUGCGCCUCAAGCACCCGGCCCAUUCAGGGCUAUCUCGGCGGGCGGUGGAGGAUUGUACAUUCAUGAAGCACCAGGACACCACGGACUGCACGAGGGCUACCAGCAAGACCCGGCGUCGUAUCAGAUAACUCUGAACACCGACCAGGGCCCACUGAACAUCCCCGUUGAGUUGGACCUGCAACAAGCGUCCAAGGUGGCAGACGAGAAGAGAAAGCGUAAUGCCGGAGCUUCGGCACGCUUCCGCGCUCGCAGGAAGGAGAAAGAGAAGGAAGCUUCGCAGACCAUUGCCGGCUUGCAGCAGGAGCUGCGGGAUUUGAUCGAAGAACGCGACCACUAUCUGUCCGAGAGGAAUUAUUUUCGGGAGUUGGCCAUGAGGUAUGUGUCGGGAGCGCAGCUGUUACCACGACCAGAAUCGCCUCAGCAGCGCAGAGUGGCGGGUGCGACGACUGGGGGCCCUCACGUAUCGAGUGGUCUCUUGGAAACUCCCACCGUGUCUGACGACUCGUCGCGGGAACGCAACGAACCUGGGCCUUCGAGUCAACGCCGUCGAACGGGCGAUUACCAGCCUAGUUUUACAGGACGACAGACACAUUCACCACCUGCGCCGGGCUAUGCCACAGCAUUUUCGUCACAACCCUCUCUACCACUUCCUCCGCCUCCGGUCCCGAGCAUGUUUGGAGCGUCCAGGGCGUUUCCACCUGGCCCGCCACCACCUCCUCCCGUCACCCGAUCGCAGUCCUACGACCCCUUUCGGAGAGAUCCGUUUGACAGGAGCUGGAACUCUGGCCGGUGA
Fonsecaea pedrosoi CBS 271.37 is the source of this 1623-nucleotide messenger RNA. RefSeq lists its product as uncharacterized. Gene Ontology annotation, molecular function: DNA-binding transcription factor activity. The record is from RefSeq and is a predicted model, not a curated record. The transcript has a single exon. Gene Ontology annotation, biological process: regulation of DNA-templated transcription. NCBI's taxonomy places the organism in Eukaryota, Fungi, Ascomycota, Eurotiomycetes, Chaetothyriales, Herpotrichiellaceae. Bases 1 to 1623 code for a protein of 540 amino acids.